AUGGUUGCGAAAGACCCUGAGACGGGAUUGCUGAAUUCUCCUAACACAAGUCCGUCUGAAGAGGCCGGUCCCCAGACUGCUAACAUUCUUUCCAAUGAAAAUGAAAACUUCGGGAAAGUGAAAUCCGGCGAGAAAGCCGAGGAUAUCGAUUUAACCCCAACAGAAUCAUUGUCGAAGCCCAAUCGCUGGAAAUCUAUUAUCGAUGUUUUACUAUGGGCACCACCGUGGUGCAGAUGGGACAAGGAGAACCCACCUAAAUUUGGGAUGCUAUUAAACAUUCUAUUUGCCUUUGCUGGAACGUUUACGGUUGCCAACCUGUACUAUGCACAACCUCUUUUGGAUACGCUUGCUACCUAUUUUGAUGUAUCCCAUGAGCGAGCAUCACUGGUUCCAACCUGUAGCCAGGCCGGUUAUGCCGCAGGGUUGAUUUUUCUCUGUCCACUGGGGGAUUUGGUUCGGAGAAGGCCGUUUGUCCUUCUCCUGACAUUCAUAACUGCGACUCUAUGGAUUGGCGUGUGCAUCACCAAAUCCUUUAAUGCAUUUCUCGCCAUAAGUUUCCUUUCUUCAGUAACCACUGUUACUCCGCAAAUCAUGCUUCCCCUAGUGGGAGACCUUGCUCCACCAGCUCGACGCGCAGCGGCAUUAUCAAUCGUCACAUCAGGCCUAGUACUAGGUCUACUAUUCGCGCGCCUUCUCUCUGGGAUCAUUGCCGAGUACUCAUCCUGGCGAAACAUAUACUGGCUAUCUCUCGCACUCCAGUAUACGAUCUUCCUUCUACUCUGGGCAUUCAUGCCAGAUUACCCACGAACAAACAAUGACAUCUCCUACCUGAAAGUCCUAACCUCAAUGGUACAACUAUUUCUCACCUCCCCGGUCCUGGUAUGCGCUACAUUCAUGGGAUUCUUCCUCUCAGCAACCUUUACCAAUUUCUGGACAACACUUACAUUCCUCCUGUCCGGUGCCCCAUACCACUACAACACAGUGACGAUCGGUUUGUUCUCGCUAGCAGGCUUGACACCAAUGUUCCUUGGACCAUUUUAUUCUCGAUAUGUGAUUGACAAAUACGUUGUUCAUGUAUCUCUUCUAAUAAGUUUAACGAUCGCGCUUGCGGGAAUCUGCAUUGGCACGUAUACAGGCACGUUCUCGGUUGCUGGUCCUAUUCUCCAAGCGGCGUUGCAGGAUUUUGGUCUUCAGAUGACGCAGAUUGCGAACAGGACUGUUAUAUACAGUGUUGCGCCGAAGGCGCGCAGUCGAAUUAAUACUGUGUAUAUGAUUGGUGUUUUCUGUGGGCAACUUAUGGGAACGGCUGUUGGAAACAAAGUUUAUGGUGAAAGAGGAUGGAUUAUGAGUGGGUCGGUUAGUGUGAUUUUUGUCGGAGUGGCGUUUGUUCUUUGCAUGAUACGCGGCCCGGCUGAGACGAGAUGGGUAGGAUGGAGUGGUGGUAUUCGGAUUCGGAAAAUGGAAGCACAAUAG
Messenger RNA from Penicillium odoratum, 1473 nucleotides. RefSeq names its product MFS transporter. The record is from RefSeq and is a predicted model, not a curated record. Lineage: Eukaryota; Fungi; Ascomycota; Eurotiomycetes; Eurotiales; Aspergillaceae. Gene Ontology annotation, molecular function: transmembrane transporter activity. The transcript is spliced from 3 exons. Bases 1 to 1473 code for a protein of 490 amino acids. Gene Ontology annotation, biological process: transmembrane transport.